Lactuca virosa is the source of this 525-nucleotide messenger RNA. Lineage: Eukaryota; Viridiplantae; Streptophyta; Magnoliopsida; Asterales; Asteraceae. The record is from the annotation of a GenBank genome assembly.
AUGUCGAUGGCAACGUUGAAUCAGAAAGCUUCUGUAACGACGUCGUCACUUGCAAAGCGGCAAGCGUCGGAGAAUGUCGUCGGCAAAUCAAUGGCUUUGCCGCCUCACUUGGACAAGAAAUGUCUUGCUCUCGCUAACGUCACGAUGCAACGACUCACCUCUUUUAAACUAUUAUGGGGUUUUCAUUUUAUUCAUUAUAUCGCAAAUCAUGUAAUUUAUGUUCUGUUCUUCAUGUUGCUUCUAAUAUCUUUAAUCACCUCCAUUGGUUCUGCUCGAUAUACAGACUCAAAACAAACAGUUAAAGAAUGGUGGUACCUUAAGUUACUCGAAGAUACAAAUGCCUCUUUUGAUCCUGAUAAACCACUGAUCUCUGGGUUUCUUCAAUUCUUGAGAGCACUCAUAUUGUAUGGUUACUUGAUCCCAAUCUCCCUUUACGUCUCCAUUGAAGUAGUGAAGUUCUUACAAGCAAUGCUCAUAAACAAUGACCUCCAACUGUUCGAUGAAAUGUCUGGGAAAUCAGUUUAA